Schistocerca americana (American grasshopper) is the source of this 798-nucleotide messenger RNA. Its product is annotated as proline-rich receptor-like protein kinase PERK10. The coding region runs from base 1 to 798 and encodes 265 amino acids. The transcript is spliced from 3 exons. The record is from RefSeq and is a predicted model, not a curated record. NCBI's taxonomy places the organism in Eukaryota, Metazoa, Arthropoda, Insecta, Orthoptera, Acrididae.
AUGGCGGCAGUCGGCGCAGAUUUGGCGGCCGAUGUGUUCCGGCGCGGGCGUCCAUUUUUCAGCGCCGGCGACGGUGCUCUAUUCAACGCACAGGCGCAGGCGCAGCGGGGCCAUUUGGUCCGCGGCGGGUUCCAGCCGCGCCUUCCGACUUCGCUGCCGCCCCCAGGGCAGCAGCAGCAGCCGUCGCCGCUACCACGCCGACAGCCCGUCCCGUUGAUGCCUCCCGCGCAGCUUCAUCCGGGAGCGCCCCAGGUGGUCGCUCCGGCGCCUGUGGUCCCUCUUCAGUCGCCACCGCCUUCGGAGCUGAUGGACGUCGACCCCUCAGCCGGGCCGCCUUCCCAAGCGGUGGCUGUGCAGCCUGUCCUGCAGCCGCUUUCCUUGGGCACCCCCAAGGAGUCUGACACCGCAGCGCCUUGUCCGGCGCCCAAUCAGCAGCCGUCGACGCAGCGCCAGGAGACGCUGCCUCUCUUCGUGGGUCCCGACGCCCCGUCGCGUCCGACGUCGGAAAGGUUGGAGCAUCGCCAUCAUAGCCAGCUCCGCCCACGUUCCCACACGGGACUCCCACCACCGCCUCCUUCUCUGCUACCUCCUUCGGGUACAGACGUGGUCCUCGAGUCGCCGCCACUGCCCUCAGUUGCUGCCUCCCCGCAGGCCUGCCACCGGCCCUCCCCGCCCCCAGGAGGAUCGGCGGCUCCCUCCGCCAACCUGGCCUCUGGGUUGGCCAUCAUGGGCACCUUGGACGUCCCUUCCUCCCUGCCACUGACGCUUGACGAGCCUGAGUCUUCUCCCAUCUACUGA